Messenger RNA from Alosa alosa (allis shad), 2859 nucleotides. Its product is annotated as complement factor I-like. Bases 1068 to 2624 code for a protein of 518 amino acids. The transcript has 10 exons. The record is from RefSeq and is a predicted model, not a curated record. Gene Ontology annotation, biological process: proteolysis. NCBI's taxonomy places the organism in Eukaryota, Metazoa, Chordata, Actinopteri, Clupeiformes, Clupeidae. Gene Ontology annotation, molecular function: serine-type endopeptidase activity; protein binding. Gene Ontology annotation, cellular component: membrane.
UGUGUGUGUGUGUGUGUGUGUGUGUGUGUGUGUGUGUGUGUGUGUGUUUGUGACAGAGAGUGUGUGUGACACAGUCCUGCUUAGCUCCUCUCCUAAUCUUCCCUUAGCAAUAACUCUUUGCUCAACACCAUCAUCUACAGGCCGAUGGGUGUACAGUCACUAAAUAUACACAUCCAUUUGUUUAUUUUAUGGCCCCCCAUGAAUGAAAUUUCAUGAAACUUGGCAUACCCCAGAGGAUGUCAGGUUAAUCGUACACAUGACAUUUGGUGCAGUUCAGGACAUCUCAACUGAAGAAAGGGGCAAUUAAAGCAGUAUAAUGUUGCUUUUUCAUUUUUAGGGGUCCUUGGGCUGAAAAAGGUUGAAGCAAGAGUCUUCAACCUUUUUCAUAAUUCAACCAUUUUUUAUAAUUCAUGAUUAAGGGCCUCCUACCUCCUAGGUACUCAGUAGUUUGCAUGACCUCACAUGUUCAUCUCCUAAAGAGCCGUCGGGGCAUGUGACGUCAGAUGGUGUCCUGGGGGAACUGCUCCCAUCACCGAGCUCCUCCAGUCUGUGGUGCUGGCGGUGUUGGAUGGACCAAAACAUAAUGUCCCAGAGGUGUUCUACUGGACUUAAGUAAGGGGAGUGUGGGGGACAGUCAAUGGUAUCAAUUCCUUCAUCCUCCAGGAACUGCCUGCACACUCUCGCCACAUGUGGCCGGCCAUUGUUGUGCACCACGGGGAACCCAGGGCCCACUGCACGAGUACAGGGUCAGACAAUGGGUCUGAAGAUUUCAUUCCGAUACCUAAGAGCAGUGAGGGUGCUGUUGUCUUGCCCAUAGAGGUCUGUGUGUCCCUUCAAGGAUAUGCCUCCCCAGACCAUCACUGACCCACCACCAAACCGGCUGGCAACAGCUGGACAUAUGGCAGCCACUGUGAGGCCCUGGUGGAAAGCUGUAUGACAGGAAAGGUGACUUUUUCUCACUUUGGGGACACAUGUAGUGGUGAGGCGCACAUAUAUUUAUGCACACACACACAUGCAUAAAAACACACACUGCAGGUUACGUCUGUUGAAUGGAUGUCUUUGGAUGAAUGUGUGUGUGUGUGUCUUUAUGUGUAGCGGACAAUGUGUUCAGCACCUCUCUGAAGACGAAUAAACAAGUGAUUAAGGUGACGCUGCCUAGCAUCUCCAAGAACGUGUUGGUGUGCGGCAAAGACUGGGACAUGGCUGCGGCCAAUGUAAUGUGCCGUCAAAAGACUGGCAGAGGUGGAAUUAUGUCAUUCUCAGAGGUUCAGAGCGAGGACACUAGUCUGCCUGAUGUGUGUGUGAGGGUACAGUGCACAGGGCACGAGUACUCACUGGCCGAGUGUAACAUCUAUGGUGAUAUGAAACCGCUCACUUCCCAACACAGUGUCGCAACGGUCCACUGUGCAACAGAAGAUGCAGAUAGUACUUGUGAGUUCAAGUGUGCCAAUGGAAGGUGUGUGAAGCUGGACAAUACAUGUGACGGAAUCAAUCACUGCGGAGACAGCAGCGAUGAGAUGUGCUGCAAAGCUUGUCGACGCUAUGGUUCACAUUGCCAGUCCAAUGUUUGUAUCCCUCCUCAUGCUGUUGGCGACGGAAUCAGGGACUGUCUUGGGGGGGAUGACGAGCUCAACACAAUCAAUCCGCCGACAGAACCAGUCAUCUCUGCACCUAAGGAAGAUAUCAAGGGACUUUGUGAUUCUCUGGAGGUGUUGGAGUGUGGCGUCCCAAAUCCUUCUGCUACCAUCGACUUCCACGGGAGGACAAGGAGGAAGAGGAUAGUGGGAGGAGCUCCAACAGAGCCAACGCAGAUUCCGUGGCAGGUGGCUAUUCUGGAGAGAGGACAGAUCGAGUGUGGAGGCGUGUACCUGGGGGGCUGCUGGGUGUUGACCGCUGCCCACUGUGUUAGGCGUGAGCCGGAGGCGUACCAGCUGAAGUUCUCCCUGUGGCACCGGCGGCGGCUGCAGCCGACCAGUGACGUUGCAGUGUUGGAGCAGGUGCUUGUCCACCCCGGCUAUGACGCCUCCACCCACAGCAACGACAUCGCUCUGCUCCAGCUGAAGAGCCCCAGGUUCAGCUCUGAAUGUGCGCCCUCCAGGAACCCUGCCAUCCGGCCCGUGUGCGUGACUUGGUCCAGCCAACAGUUCCAUCCUGGUCACGCCUGCAGCAUCUCUGGAUGGGGCCACACUACAUAUGGCAGACUUCCGGAUGUGUUGCACUGGGCGAAUGUGACGCUGCUGGACAACUGCAAGUCCGACCACAGAGAGAGCUACCAAGAGGGAGAGAUGUGUGCAGGUGAUGUGGAGGGCAGCGUGGACUCCUGCCAGGGGGACUCCGGGGGCCCUCUGGUGUGUCAGGACCCCAGUGGCGCGUCGUACGUAUGGGGCAUGAUCGUCCACCGUGAGCGCUGCGGGCAGAGCGGCCUGCCAGGACGGUACACCCUGGUGGCGCACUACUACGAGUGGAUACGGGCCACUACGGGAACACCAUCGCCAAAUACAACCUUUGAGCCAGGGGCGCUGCCACUGACACAACACACUGGAGAGCAGCCGAUGUGUGUGUGUGAUUGUGUGUGUGCUUGUGUAUUUUGUCAUUGUUACCUACAGCCUACAACGGCGCAGUGAUGAGAAUGAAAAAGGCGGACGUGCUAUUCCCCUCGCAAAAAAACAUGUGGAAGUAAGCACUUACGACAUUCAAUAAUUAUUGCGCAAACUUGGAGGCCGCUCAUGCCGGACUCUUUGGAGCCUCUCCUCUCAUUAUGGUGGUAGUAAAGUACUGAUCAUGUGUGUUUUUGCUUAGUACGCUACUGAUAUCAUUCAUAUCAAUCAUUGAUAUAAAUUAAAAUAGAAAUACAAUUGA